This is a messenger RNA of Chenopodium quinoa (quinoa), 2936 nucleotides long. RefSeq names its product diacylglycerol O-acyltransferase 1A-like. The record is from RefSeq and is a predicted model, not a curated record. The transcript is spliced from 16 exons. Gene Ontology annotation, biological process: triglyceride biosynthetic process. NCBI's taxonomy places the organism in Eukaryota, Viridiplantae, Streptophyta, Magnoliopsida, Caryophyllales, Amaranthaceae. Gene Ontology annotation, molecular function: diacylglycerol O-acyltransferase activity. Gene Ontology annotation, cellular component: chloroplast envelope; endoplasmic reticulum membrane. The coding region runs from base 832 to 2409 and encodes 525 amino acids.
AGCUGAGAGCAACAAUGGAGUUCAAUUUUUUUUAACAGACACAGAAAGAAGAAGAACAAGAUCGAGCAUUUAAAGGACGUGGCAUUUAAAAAAGAAUAAAACAAAAAAUUAAAAAUAAUAUAACCGUUGGAAGCCACGUAGGACUAAAACCGACAACAGUAAGUGAAGUAACCUCUAAGGAGUGUUAAAAAAGAACGGGGGGUAAAGGUCGGAUUAUUAAAAAAAAAAACCCAAAGGUGGGAUUAUUAAAAUUCAAUGCACCAAAGGUGGGAUUAAUCCCAUCAAUUUUUCCUUAAGAAAAUGAAAUAAGUAUUUAAAACAGCCGAAAAUUCGAAAAUGGAUAGACAAAAUCCCCAUUCUCCGGCACUAGAGAACAACGGGAAAAAAUAUGCAAAGCCUUAUAUGUCCACGGUGCACCGACCCAUACGUGGGAAGAGCUUAUGUUAUUUAAAUAAUUAAAUUCAUUUAAUUUUGCAAUUUCUGUCAGACUCAAACCCGUGUUUCAAUUUCAAGACCCCUCCUCUGAUUACACCAUUUUUCAUUUUCUCUCUCCUACCAUUUGCAAACAAAAUAACAAGUAUCCAAAGACGAUCAAUAUUCUAAAGUGCCCAAUCUAGAACAAUCUAGAUUCAAUUUCUACUGCAAAUUACACUUUAAUUACAAUCAUUAUUAACGAAUUUUCAUACUAUAAUUCAUCACAACUAUUUUAACCAAAAUUUUCCUUAUUUAUCUCUUCAAUUUCGUCUUUUUUUUAGUUUUUCUUCAACAAUUUGAUUCUAUUUUUGCAUGAUAAAUAUUCGAAUAACUUUCUAGAAAUCGAGUUUUUCUGUCAUGGCGAUCUCAGAAUCGCCGGAAAUUAUCGGUGCGACGGCGAUGACGACUGCGAUGGCGGCGGACUAUGGCGAUUCUGUUCGUCGGCGAGCUAGUGCAGCUGGUGGUGCGACUGUUAGAGCUUCUACUUCUUCUUCAAUGGCGGAAGAAUCGGAGGAUUUGAAGAAGGUCUCUAAUGGCGAAGCUGGUGACAGAAUUGUUGAUGGCGCUGAUAAUAAUGAUAGUGAACGGAAUAAUUCUGAUAAUGUUAAUGGUGAAGGUGAAGCUAAGGUUGUUAAUGGCGGUGGAGCUCAGGAUUUUGAAACCGCGAUUCGGUACUCGUAUCGUCCGUCUUCUCCUGCUCAUCGGAAGAUUAAGGAGAGUCCUCUUAGCUCCGACGCCAUUUUCAGACAGAGUCACGCUGGUCUCUUCAAUCUUUGUGUAGUAGUACUUGUUGCUGUGAACAGCCGUCUUAUAAUAGAAAACCUCAUGAAGUAUGGAUUGCUGAUACGAGCUGGUUUCUGGUUCAGCUCAAAGUCCUUUAGGGAUUGGCCUAUAUUUAUGUGCUGUCUUUCACUCCCAAUUUUUCCAUUCACUGCUUUCUUGGUAGAGAAGUUGUCACAAAGAAGGCGUAUUUCUGAUCCGGUUGUUGUCCUGCUUCAUAUACUGAUUUCCACAAUUACCAUCUUAUAUCCAGUUUUUGUAAUACUCAGAUGUGAUUCUGCUGUUCUUUCUGGUGUCAUUUUGAUGCUUUUUGCUUGCACCAUGUGGUUAAAGUUGGUAUCAUAUGCACAUACAAACUAUGAUAUGAGAGCGAUUGCCAAAGCAUCUAUUAAGGAGGAUGAACUACUAAUGGAACUCCCAUAUGAUGUAAGCAUCGAAAGUCUGGUGUACUUCAUGGUCGCUCCAACACUAUGUUACCAGACAAGCUAUCCUAGGACCGCAUGCAUUCGCAAAGGAUGGGUGGCUCGACAAGUAUUAAAAUUGGUGAUAUUUACUGGAGUAAUGGGGUUCAUCGUUGAACAAUAUAUCAAUCCAAUUGUACAAAAUUCACAGCAUCCUCUGAAAGCAAACCUAUUGUAUGCAAUUGAAAGGAUUUUGAAGCUGUCAGUGCCAAAUUUAUACGUGUGGCUGUGCAUGUUCUAUUGCUUUUUCCACCUCUGGUUAAACAUAUUGGCUGAGCUUCUUAAAUUUGGUGACCGUGAGUUUUACAAGGAUUGGUGGAAUGCAAGAACAUUCGAAGAGUAUUGGAGGAUGUGGAAUAUGCCUGUACAUAAAUGGAUGGUUCGCCAUGUUUAUUUUCCCUGCUUGCGCAAUGGAAUACCCAAGGGUGUUGCAGUAUUGAUUGCCUUCCUUAUAUCUGCCAUAUUUCAUGAGCUAUGCAUUGCCGUUCCUUGCCAAAUGUUCAAACUUUGGGCUUUUCUUGGUAUUAUGUUUCAGGUUCCCUUGGUUUUACUUACAAAUUUUCUGCAGAGGAAAUUCCAGAGUUCAAUGGUUGGAAACAUGAUCUUCUGGUUCAUCUUCAGCAUAUUUGGCCAACCUAUGUGCGUUCUCCUUUAUUACCAUGAUCUAAUGAAUCGCAUUGGCAAAUCAUCAUGAAAAACUUGAGAAAAGGCAAAUUAACUGCAUAAAAGCGAUAGAGUUUAUGCUACAAUGAAGAGAUCAGCUGUCGUUCCAUUUCAAGAUGCCAUGUAAAUGUUGGCCGUUGCUAUUUCCUCAUGCCAAGUGAGUCAUUACAUGACUUCAUUAUGUGUGAGCAAUUUUGACUUGGAAAUUACAUGCACACCUUUCUAAUACGGUAGUGUAGAUGAAUUAUUGAAUUAGGAGCAGAAACUUUCUGGAAAAAGCUGUACAUGUGUGUUUUUGUUUCUGUAUCCUUUUGAGUUUUUGAGCAACAUGUUGCUCAAAUCUAAAAUCUCAUCUGAAGAUAUCAUGUAAGAUUCUGGGUAGCUUCCAGUUAUCUUGGGUGCUCACAAGAAAUAAAGUUAAAAUAUAUUCAAGCAAAAUUAUUUUGUCUGUAAUGAUUGUGGUCUCCUAUGUGGUGUAGUCGAAGCUAGGAGCCGAGGUAUGUGUUUGCUUCUCUACUUAUCGUUAAGUUGAUAAAGAAAUUUCAGUAAUAAUUGUUC